Molecule: messenger RNA, 1206 nt
Organism: Coniophora puteana RWD-64-598 SS2
Lineage: Eukaryota; Fungi; Basidiomycota; Agaricomycetes; Boletales; Coniophoraceae
Exons: 14
Coding region: 31-1206 (391 amino acids)
Molecular function (GO): hydrolase activity, hydrolyzing O-glycosyl compounds
Source: RefSeq, a predicted model, not a curated record
ACAUCGUCAGUACCCCCUCGUGCGGAAAUCAUGAAGCUCUCCUCCACCUUCAUCGCUCUUGCGCUUGCAGCUGUCUCGUUCGCGAGCCCUGCUGCCCGUGCCGGCUCCGGUUAUGUCCAGACUUCCGGACAGGCGUUUACUCUCGACGGUGCACCCUACACGGUCUACGGUGAAAACUCGUACUGGGUUGGCCUCUCCGGAUACUCCACCGACCAGAUGAACCAGGCGUUCUCUGACAUUGCCGCCACCGGUGGCACGACUGUUCGUACCUGGGGCUUCAACGACGUAAACUCGACGACUGCAUCAGACCACCCUGUCUACUAUCAGUACUUCGACGGUAAGAACAUCACCGUCAACACCGGGGCCAAUGGUUUGGCAAACUUCGACAACGUUGUUGCUGCCGCGAAGGCUAACAACAUCAAGCUGAUUGUCACUCUGACCAACAACUGGGGCGACUACGGUGGCAUGGACGUGUACGUCAAUAGCAUUCUUGGCUACGGGCAGCCGCACGACUACUUCUACUCCAACCCCGACGUCAUCGCUGCCUACAAGAACUACGUCAAGGCUUUCGUCUCUCGCUACGCCAACGAGCCGACCAUCUUCGGCUGGGAGCUCGCCAACGAACCCCGUUGCGGUGGCUCGACGCCUGCAUCCUCGGGCACCUGCACGACGAAGACGAUCACCACCUGGAUCCAGGACAUCUCCUCGUACAUCAAGACUGUCGACAGCAACCAUCUCGUCGGCCUCGGCGACGAAGGCUGGUUCAACUGGGCGAACAGUACCUCAGACUGGACCUCCAAUGGUUCCAAUGGAAUCGACUUUGACGCAAACUUGGCUAUCAGCUCUAUUGACUUUGGAACGUUCCAUCUGUACCCUGGCACUUGGCAAGAGAGCUCGCCGAGCUACGACCAAUGGGGCCAGACCUGGAUCCAGAACCACCGCAAUUCUCAGGUUACUGCUAACAAGCCUGUGCUCCUGGAAGAGUUCGGUGUCACCGUCAGCCAGGAUCAGACCCAGACAUACAACGACUGGUACUCAACCGCGAUAAACGGUGGUCUUAGCGGUGUUAUUAUCUGGCAAGCUGGAUCGAACUACUCGAGUGGUAACUCUCCCGACGACGGCUUCACGGUUUACCCCGGCACUGAUGCUUACAACGUUGUAAAGACAUUCUCUGCUGAGAUCAAGAAGCGGGACGGUACCUCCUAG